Molecule: messenger RNA, 936 nt
Organism: Lottia gigantea (owl limpet)
Lineage: Eukaryota; Metazoa; Mollusca; Gastropoda; Lottiidae
Exons: 1
Coding region: 1-936 (311 amino acids)
Source: RefSeq, a predicted model, not a curated record
AUGAACUUUUUUUCCGAUGUUAUUCACCUUAUCUCUAAUGAAUUUAUAACAUUUAAAGGGCAAAUUGAAAUAGAUGGAGAGAUAACUCAAGAUGGAAAAUUCAAACAAGACAUGAAAUUUGUAGGUUUUAAUACCAAAACUUUUGUCAAUUUCUUCGCUGCAGUGGAUGAAAAAUCGGAUGCCUCCGAUUGGUAUUUCACAGGAAAAAUGAUUUUCCAUAAAAACAAUUUCAAAGAAAUAAAAAGAUCAAAAAAGGGUAGUGGUGUUAGCCUACUCAAAAAGAUAAAAGAAUAUAUCGGUAUAAAUUGUUAUAUACCGAGCGAUGGAUGUUGCUCUGUAAAGUGCGUUAAUCAUGUUUUAAACGAAGACUACACGAGAGAAUUUCAAGAUUUCAUCAACAGUUUUCAAAAAUCAAACAGAAAAGGAGUUAUGACAACUGCUAGAAUCUGCGAAUUCAAUAAGAAAUUUAAUACUAAUUUUCAAAUAUAUAUGCCCAAACAUAGACAUUUUCAACCAAAGAAAGUAACCGAAGAAUUAGAUUGGGUUUUUUAUUUACACAAAGAACACUUCUGUUUGAUAAGAAGAAAUAACAAAACUUUGGGCAUUAAAGAAAUAGAAGAUGAUUACGAUGAAAACGUAUGGAGAACUUGUGAAGAUGAUAAUGCGGUAACGCAAGUUUCACUUCUAAAACUAAACGUUUUUCCAACCAUUCACGAUGAUUGUUUAUACGCUUGGGAUUGCGAAACCUACAACGAAAAUAAAGCCAUACCUUAUUCCUGUACUUUAGUUAAUUUAGAAAAACUAAGGAAAAUGUUAAACAGAAUAAAUAAUCUCUUUCCAGAUUUAAAGCCGUCAGAUCCCAUUCCAGAAGAAUUUUACAACAAACUCAUGACUAAUAUAGUAGAAAUAUUUAAAUAUAAAUGUUACAACGUUUAG